Molecule: messenger RNA, 1242 nt
Organism: Lotus japonicus
Lineage: Eukaryota; Viridiplantae; Streptophyta; Magnoliopsida; Fabales; Fabaceae
Product: ASC1-like protein
Exons: 7
Coding region: 118-1080 (320 amino acids)
Biological process (GO): ceramide biosynthetic process
Cellular component (GO): endoplasmic reticulum; membrane
Molecular function (GO): sphingosine N-acyltransferase activity
Source: RefSeq, a predicted model, not a curated record
GUCUUCUUUCUUGUCGCUUCUGAGUAUAACAAACUAGACUAGCACAUGGAUGGAUAGUGAGUUCACUCUCACUCAGCAUAUGUCAUUACCACGACGGAAGACAGAUUAGCAGCACAGAUGUUGGGCCAGCAAGCAAUGAGUGGUGCUGUUGGUUCCUGGGUUGCUCACCAUCUGGCCUCCAUUGACUGGCACCAUGAAUCCUACCCAGAGUUUCGUGAUUUCUCCGUUCUACCCUUCCUCGCUCUUUUCUUCCCUUCCCUCCGCAUCUUUCUCGACACCUUCGUCUUCGAGAAAGUCGCAAGACGAUUGAUUUUUGGAAGGGGACAUGAGACGCUGGAUUUUCAAACCAAGGAGAGAAGAAAAAAGAUUAGAAAAUUUAAGGAAUCAGCAUGGAAAUUCGUUUAUUUUCUAUCCGCUGAAAUUUUUGCUUUGUCUGUAAUAUAUGAUGAGCCUUGGUUGACUGACACAAAAUAUUUUUGGGCGGGGCCAGGGAAUCAAAUAUGGCCAGAGCAAAAGAUUAAAUUGAGAUUGAAGGGGCUCUAUAUGUAUUGUGCUGGAUUUUAUUCAUACUCCAUACUUGCUUUAAUAUUUUGGGAAACAAAGCGCUCUGACUUUGGGGUUUCCAUGAGCCAUCAUGUUGUUUCUCUUGGUCUCAUUGUGUUAUCAUACACUUUAAGGUUUGUUCGAGUUGGAUCAGUUGUUUUAGCUCUUCAUGAUGCUUCUGAUGUGUUUCUGGAGACAGGGAAAAUGUCCAAAUAUAGUGGUGCUGAGACAGUGGCUAGCUUUGCAUUUGUUCUUUUUGUUUUGUCUUGGACCAUACUGCGCAUCAUUUAUUUCCCAUUCUGGGUUCUUCGAAGCACAAGCUAUGAAAUUGUUCUCUGCCUUGAUACGGAAGAACACCAGGCGGAUGGUCCAAUUUAUUAUUACGUGUUCAAUACUCUUCUAUUCUUCUUGCUUGUUAUUAAUAUUUAUUGGUGGGUGCUGAUGCUUCGAAUGCUUGUCAAUCAAAUCCAAGCAAGAGGAAAAGUUAGUGAAGAUAUUCGGUCUGAUUCGGAAGAUGAACAUGAACAUGAAGAAUAAGCAGGAAAACAAGAUUGAAUAUAGUCACAUUUUGUUUAAAAUGGUAUCAUAUUUUACACGCACCCUGUACUUCUCGGUUCUUGUCACAUUUUAUGCCACGCCAUGAUGACAAUGUAAAAUUCACCAAUAGCAUAGUGUAAACACACGAAGUAGCUCAUCAAA